Molecule: messenger RNA, 852 nt
Organism: Rotaria sp. Silwood2
Lineage: Eukaryota; Metazoa; Rotifera; Eurotatoria; Philodinida; Philodinidae
Source: the annotation of a GenBank genome assembly
AUGCAUACACAUCAUCCAACAACACGAAGUUCAAGCACAACAUUAAAUGAAUUAAUGAAAAAAACUCCAUCACCUCGUCGUCAAACGACACGUUCAACGUCUAAUAUAAAUAAAGAUAACUUAACAUCUACAAAUAUUCAAGUUAUUAAACCGGUUGCUGUACGUCCACCAUCAUCAGAUUCAAUACAAAAUCCAUAUAAUUUACGUUCACGCACUAAAUUAAAGAAUUGUAAUAUUGAAGUUAUACCAUCAUUUACAGAAAAACUUUCAUUAGAUACACCACAACAGAAACCGGUGCCACCAUUAACUCGUGCUGCUGCUGCAUCGGCCGGUGUUAAAAUUGAUUCAUUAAUGCAUGAUGAAUCAAUAAAAACUAGUAACAAUAAUAAUAAUAAUAAUAAUAAAAUUUCAAUAAAUCCUCAGCAAUCAACACGUUCGAGUACAACUCGUAAACGUAAAGCAAGCGAAGAUGAUCAUAGACCUUAUUUAGAUUUACUUAAAAUGAAACAGAUGACAAGACGUGCCGAUCAAGACUGUAUUGGAGGCGAUGAUGAAGAUAGCGGAUGCGAUUAUGAUUCUCCAGCUCAUUCUCCGGUCGACUUCACGGAUGUUCCUCCCGGUCAUGUACUUCACUUUGAAGAGUCAAAUAUGUCCUAUGAUUCGGGUUUUAGUGCUGGAUCUGGUGAAGCAAAUAAUCAACAAAGUUUAUCUGAAUAUAGUCAAUCAUGUUCUUUAUUAGGAAUAAAUAAUAACAGUGGAAUUUCUACUCGUAGUAGUACAAUAAAUUCUAACAAAUAUCCAGCAGCUAUUGAUCUUGAUGUUAAUGCUAUUGAAGGAGAUCUCGGUUUCUAG